This is a messenger RNA of Rotaria socialis, 3189 nucleotides long. The record is from the annotation of a GenBank genome assembly. NCBI's taxonomy places the organism in Eukaryota, Metazoa, Rotifera, Eurotatoria, Philodinida, Philodinidae.
AUGUCUGUACCAAAUAAGUCUCUUGAUAAAAACAAGCGUUAUGCUGGUGUCAAAGCUAAUGAUUUUGUAAACAAAACUCGAGCUAAUGAAACUAAUCGAUCUGCACCUCGUCCUCAAGGGUGGGCAAAUUUAGGAAAAAUCAAUAGUCGUCGUGUACCACCACCGGCUAAUUUACCGAGUUUAAAAAGCGAAACAGGUGUUAAUUCACCAACAUUUGAUCCAACUGUAACAACAAAUCAUGGUUGGACAUCAAAUGAUAAUCAACCAUCAAUCAAUCCUAUAAUUCAUCCAACACAACAACAACUAGAUUCGCUACCAGUUAAUUCACCAACACCACCACCGCCAUUAUCGCAACCACAACCAUUAAUGGAUAUUGAUAAACCUCGUAUAGCACCAACAUGGAGUACUGUAACAUCUGGUACAAAUCCAAAUGAAAAAAUACCAAGUUUAUUACCACUGAAUGAUUUCCCUCGUUUAGCAACAACACCAGAUCGAAAACAUCAGCCCGAAUCAAUAACCAACAUGCAAAACCCUAGUUUUCGACCGGCGAAUUUAUCUACAUGGAAAGAAGGUGGUAGUAGUCGUGUACAUGAUAUGCCACAAAUGAUACCGAACAAUCCUGGUGCUAAUCUAUAUCAACAAACCAUGUCAAAUCCAAAUAUGAGAAUGUAUCCACCACAAAUGUGGACAUAUAGUCCAUAUACACCAGUAUCGUUACCUAUGCAUCAUCAUCAUCAUCAUCAUCAACAGCAGCAGCAGCAGCAACAACAUAUGAAUGCGAUGCAUGAUUAUAAAACACCAACUAUUUUAAGAAAUAAAGAUAUUGAUGAUUUAUCAAAAUUAACCGAUAAUACAUGGGCAACUACAACUCAGGAAGUUAAUUAUCAAGAAAAAAUUCGUUUUAGUGACGAUGAAGAUGAUAAUAAUAAUAAUCGUAUAGAAAUCUUAGAAUCAAAAAAUAAACCAUGCCGAAUGAAUCCGCAAGUACUACAACAUUCGCGUUUGAUUCACGAUGACGAACAUGUUAAGCAAAUGCAAGAUAAUAAAAAUUCAGAAUUAAUUAAUGCAUUAAAUAUAGCUAAACAACGCCGCGAUGAACAAGAACGUAAUCUUAAACAUGAACAAUCGAUUACACAUAAUGAUGAACAAAAACAAAUACCCGGAUAUCAAACACGCCCAUUAAUAAGUUCAAACGAACAAGAAAAUCAUAAUUCGUCAACAUCGUGGCAAAAAAAUAAAGAUACAUCUCGUACUCGGCAUGAUACAGCUAAUAGUCAAUCAUCAUUUGCAAUGAAAAGCUGGUCUGAUCAAAUGGAUUCAUUUAACUAUUCAUCAUUGCAUGACAAAUCUCGUGGACGUGUGGAAAACGAGGAUCCGUCUACAACAAAUAAAUACAGUCGUUCUCAAAGUGAAGCCAGUACACCUUCCCAACAAAAUAACGAAUCUCUAUCAAGAAAACCGAAAAAAUUUCCAUUAUCAUCUAAAAAACAGCAACAUCCACAACAGAAGAUAAAUAUAUUACAAUCGAAAACAUCAACAAAAAAACCACCUAGACUUGAUAAUCAGCAAAUAACUUCAAAUGAACAAUGGGAAAAUUGGGAAGACUCGGUAGAUAAUAAUCGUUAUCAACAAUAUCCAAAUGAUAAUCGUCGUCAACAACAACAACAGCAGCAGCAGCAACAACAGCAACAACAACAACAAUUACAUUCAGAUAGUCUUUCAUCACAAAAACCAAAUCGUUUUAAUAAACCAAUAUCAGCAAAAACACGUAACAAUGAACGACAACAAACAAUAGAUUCACGUACAAAACCAUCAACAUCUUCAUCAUCAAAUAAAAAUCCUAAAACUCAAACAGAAUGGCGUCCAUUGUCACCAAAUCGAUCAAUCGAAGUCGUUGACCCAACACUACAAGAAUCUAUGUCAUAUAAAUCUCAACAACGAACAAAUCUAAAUGAACAUAAACAACGAUAUCAAACGCCAACAUCUCUUAUAGAUGCAUCAUCUAUCCCACCAUUGAUGAGCGUACGAUCCGAUGCGACCACAACAGCUAAUCUAUAUAAAACAGCAAAUCAUAAUGUUUCAUCGCAUUACGACGAUGAAAAUAUGUAUUAUGAUACAAAUUUAGAAAUGCAUCAAAAUUAUCAUCACAUUAAUAUACAUAAUCGUGGUUACACUGCAUUAGGUUCCUAUGGACGUUAUAGACGAAGCGGGGCAGUUCGUCAUCAACAACAAUAUCCAUCGUAUAAUGUAAACAAUACAUCUGGCAUAUCUUCAGCACCUACAACAAGUUCUGGUACACGUCAAAAGAAAUAUAUGGCGAAUAAAAUAAAUAAUAAUCAUAAUAAAAAAUCUAACAAGACAUCUGAACAAACUAAAAUAGCAAACGAAGAAAUAUCAGUAACAAAACCUAUUGAAACACCUGUGUUAUCAUCUACAAAUGAAGUAUUAACAAAAGAUAUUGUCAAGUCAAAUGAUACAUCUGAACAAAAGCAUUCAGUAAAAAAUGAUAACGAAUCCGCUAUUGUCUCACAAACAGAAAAUGAGUCAAUUAAAACAAAUAAAAAGCCUACAGUAGUUACAUCUUCAAAUCCAAAAAGAACUACAAAUAAAAAUCAACAAACCUAUCAUCAAGAUCAACGAUAUCAAAAUCAACAAGCUCCAAGACACAGAAAUAAUUAUGCAAGAUCAAUGCAAGAAUAUGACACCAUGCAAAUGGCUGCUACACAUAAUUACUAUGGUACAGCUCAUCGAUCAGCAAAUAAUGUUCGUAAUUCACAUAUGCAUGAUCUAUCAAGUGGCUACUACUAUGAACAUCCCAAACAACACUAUAAUAAUCGAUAUAAUUAUGCAAAUGAACAUUAUCAACAACAACGACCCACAAAUAAAAAUUCAAAGCGCGGUGGUACUUCAACAAUAAAUAAUCGACAACCAACUAAUGGAACUAAUAAUACGAAUAAUAAUCGCCAUCAUUCAACUAGUGAUAAUGAUCUAAAAGAAGGCGAAGAAUGGGAAACAGCAUCAGAAUCAAGUACAAAUAUGCGUAAUGAUUCUUAUGAUACAAAUGCAAUAAAUUCUGAACAAACAAAUGAAACGAAGUCAUCAACUCAUCGUGGAAGAACACCACCUAAGAAAAGCUUUUCCAGUCAAAGGCCCAAUGCGCGUCAGAUUUUCAAAUAUACGAAUGCAUGA